GCAAUAAUUCGUGACCUUCUUGCUGUUCAUCACUGUUAUCAUUAUCCCGAGAUCAUUGCACAGUCAUACCAAGCAUAUCAAAAUGGUCGCCUCUAUAGAAGCCUCCGACUUUGUGCCUGUAUCGGACUGGCCUACCCUGGAAGAACUCGUAGCGGGCUUCCAGGAGCACAUUAUGCCCGCGUCUUCAAAACUUGCCGGACAGACAUUCGAUCACAUGUUUGACAUGGGUCUCCGUAUCUCACACCAGUUCCACGAUUCAGCCACGCUCACGUGGAGAAUUCUCGAAGGAGACCAAGCCGGCGUCACGGGUGAUGCUGAGUACAGAGCAUAUGAAGUACGAGCCGGCAUCUACUUUGUCGACUUCUACAAACCCGACUACAAGGAGCAAGUUAGCUUGAUCCUGGACACUACGACAGGUCAGGCGAUCGCCUGCGUCUCCGGCUUCAGCGACCAAACCAACGAGCGCAGAACAUGGACCAAGUUUUCAAACGCCACCAAGUACGAGGGCACCAACGUCAAAGCCUACGAACCUACUGACGAGCUCAUCGGCAAGCACAUUUUGUACCGCUACACCCCUCGCGACGCUUACGAGCACAUCUACCUCAACAGAGGCACUCUCACAUGGCACUGCCUGAGCGGCACCGAGAAAGGCCUAGCAGACGCAGAGCUUUGCAAGAUGCUGAAGCUCAGCGACAGCCUGUACCUGUUGUUUUGGACGGAAACUAUCAUGCCCGUUGAGUCUGUGGUUGUUGUUGAUUUGCGCGAAAUGCGCUCCACCGGGCGAUUUUUCUGUUGGGAUCCCAAGCCUCAGCGUGAGGUCCGGGUGCGGUUUGGGUCGUAUGCUACGAUUCUAGCAGAGACUGAGUCAGCCAAGGUUCUUGCUAAGCCAGUCUUGCACGGAAGGCUGUGAGAUAGAGAGCAAUCUUCUCAGGGUAUACAGAUUUUAGUAGAGUCGAGAGUCAAUUCAGUCAAAUAUGAUCAACACAUUCUUCAAGCAUCAGGCCUGGUCAGCGCUUGUCAUCUGGUUCCUUCGUUGCCCUUUGGGUCGUUCUUUCAGUCUGCACCAUUUCUCUGAGUCCAUGCUUUCCGCCGUAUUCAAUUG
Messenger RNA from Colletotrichum acutatum, 1102 nucleotides. RefSeq names its product molybdenum cofactor biosynthesis protein F. The coding region runs from base 83 to 910 and encodes 275 amino acids. NCBI's taxonomy places the organism in Eukaryota, Fungi, Ascomycota, Sordariomycetes, Glomerellales, Glomerellaceae. The record is from RefSeq and is a predicted model, not a curated record. The transcript has a single exon.